This is a messenger RNA of Tachysurus fulvidraco (yellow catfish), 1878 nucleotides long. It is a transcript of the gene atf4a, whose product is annotated as activating transcription factor 4a. NCBI's taxonomy places the organism in Eukaryota, Metazoa, Chordata, Actinopteri, Siluriformes, Bagridae. Gene Ontology annotation, biological process: regulation of transcription by RNA polymerase II. Gene Ontology annotation, molecular function: DNA-binding transcription activator activity, RNA polymerase II-specific; RNA polymerase II transcription regulatory region sequence-specific DNA binding. The record is from RefSeq and is a predicted model, not a curated record. Gene Ontology annotation, cellular component: ATF1-ATF4 transcription factor complex; ATF4-CREB1 transcription factor complex; nucleus. The transcript has 3 exons. Bases 259 to 1461 code for a protein of 400 amino acids.
GUUCUUUUUCCUAGCGACACACAAUUGUUAUAAGGUUUUGGGCACAAGGCUCCUCUGCUCAAAAUGGCAGUUUAGCGGCUUGCAGCGGAAAACUCGCAGCGGCAACACCUGCAGUGCAACGGCUAUUUGCACUGGCUCUAUUUAUCAAAAUGGCGUCCCUCGAGGCAACCACCCUCAGCACUGCUGCAUUUGACAGCAUAUCAACCCUUCUUGACUCGUCAUCAGAACUCCUGUUCUUUUUGAGUCUGACCAAGCACCAUGACUCUGAGCUCUCAGAUUUGUGUGGAAGAAAUGGGGACCCUGUUCUUGGGGUCCUCGACUCUGAUGGCUGACCCCUUUGGGCCCCUUCUGGACGAAGAUGAAGAGAGAGCUCUAUCCGAGGGGUCUUCAUCGCCCCUCUCCUUCUCUUCAUACUCUGAUUCUUACACCUCCUCCCCGUUUUCUUCCCCCUCAGCCCCCGAUCCUCUAGGAUGUAAAGGCGGGUGUGAUGUGCCGCUCCCAUGGCUGUCUGCCAGUGAGCAGUUUGAUGCUCACGUUGGGGCAGAUCAGAAAGAAGUGGAUGCGUUUUCAGGCAUGGACUGGAUGACUGAGAAGAUCGACCUCAGUGAUUUUGACCUGGACUCGCUCAUUGGGUCCUGCGAAUUGGAUGAGCCUCCCAGCUCUCCAGAGGAGCUUCUGGCAUCCCUGGAGUCCCAAAUGGAUCUGGAUUUGGCUCCACUCCCAUUCCCAUCAGCAUCUACACCUGUUCCAGAAGAGCUCAAUAUACCUUCUUUCCCUCUAGAUGUACCAGUUGAGUUAGAGAUACAACAUGAGCCUGAUUCUGUUGUUGAGAUUAAAUCUGAGCCAGUCUCGCCAGCUCCUCCAUCUCCUGCAUUUACACUAGAGUUGGGCAGUGAAGUGGAUAUCUCCAUUGCAGAUAUGGAGAGAACCACACCCAAGGCCAGUUCUGACAGCCAAACCCCCAGUAUUGUGCUCUCCCUUUCCCCUGCCCACAUAGUGGUGGUUCUUACAACCAAAGAAGAGCCAAGCAUUUCCAACUCUUCCUCAGAUCAAUCUGACAGUGGCAUUGAAUCUGUAUCUGGUUCACCUCCUCGUGUUCAGAGCCCUGUUCCAUCACCCAAAUUUAUUGGUUCCUCCAGAACCAAACCCUACUCUAAGCCUGACCCUGAUACAGUUGAAAAAGUUGCUGGUAAAGUAAAGACUGUAUCAGGAUCGAGCAAAACAGUAGACAAGAAACUGAAGAAAAUGGAGCAGAAUAAGACAGCAGCUACUCGCUACAGACAGAAGAAACGGGUGGAGCAGGAGAUCAUUAACGCAGAGUGUUCUGAGUUAGAGCAGAAAAAUAGAGAGUUGGCGGAAAAGGCAGACACUAUCAGUCGAGAGAUCCAGUACCUAAAGGAUCUCCUUGAAGAAGUCCGGUCAGCAAAAAACCGAAAGAAGUCUAAGCCCAGCUCUUCGUAAGAUGGUGUCUGUAUUAUUGGCCUGACUGUUAUAAGAAGGGCACAGGAAGGUUCUAUAGGAGUAUCUGUGCUAGUGUUUCCCCACACCCUUAAAAUUCCUGUAUAGUCACAGGAUAUUGUUGCAUAGUUAACAUGUAGUACUUAAGGUAGAUACAAGUAGAUUAUGCACAAACCUGUUACACACCUAAAGCCCAGUCAUUCAUCUUUUAACUCUCUCACUUCACCUCUUAACAACAUUGUCCAGAAAGGGGCCUCGUAUCAAGCAGUGGAUAUGUUACACUGAAUAUUGCUCUUGUUUCAUGUACAUAGCUUCAGCUGCAUUCUUCAACUUUAUUUAAAUUCUGGUGUUUGGUGUGAAUUUAUGGUGUACUAUGCUUCUGUGUGUCUUCUGUUUUCUAAUAAAGCUUCUAAACUUUUA